Eruca vesicaria subsp. sativa (arugula) is the source of this 1397-nucleotide messenger RNA. The record is from the annotation of a GenBank genome assembly. NCBI's taxonomy places the organism in Eukaryota, Viridiplantae, Streptophyta, Magnoliopsida, Brassicales, Brassicaceae.
CGCGGCCAAUGUAAACACAAAAGUCCGUUUGGUCGUAUGUUCUCAUUUGUCUUCUCUCAAAGUCAACAGUCAACUCCAAAAGUCUCCUCCGGACAACUCUCUUCCUCCUCCUUUUAACCACAAAUCCAGAUGACAUCGAUUUAAGUUAACUGAGAACUCUCCGGCAACUACCAAACAAAAAUGGAAACUUCCCGUUUUACCCUACCCUUUCUUCUUGUCGCCACCUCCUUCUUCCUCUCCCUGUCCGCCCAAAUGACCGGAAACUUUAAAUGCGGCAAACCCCGCGACUCAAACACCACGUGUCGCUCUCUUGUCGGCUACUCACCAAAGAACGCCACAACGUAUGGCAAUAUCCAAACCCUCUUCGCCGUGGAGAAACUCCGUUCGAUCCUGGAAGCCAACAACCUCCCACUCUCCACCACAGGCGCUCAGCGCGUGAACCCGAACCAAGUCGUACGCAUCCCGAUCCCUUGCACGUGCUCAAACGGAACCGGUGUCUCGACCGGUGUUCCGGUUUACACCGUCAAGCAAGGGGACACGCUCUUCUUCAUCGCGUCUGAGAUUUUCGGAGGGUUGGUUCGUUUCCAGAGGAUCAGUGAGAUGAACAAGAUUCCCGACGCAAACGACAUCGAUAUCGGUCAAAGGCUUUGGAUCCCUUUGCCUUGUAGCUGCGAUAAAGUGAACGGUCAAGUUGUUGUCCACUAUGCACACGUGGUCAAACCCGAAAGCUCCCUCGGUGUGAUCGCUGCUCAGUUCGGAACUGACAACACGACGUUGGCUCAGCUCAAUGGGAUCUCCGGCGAUGCUCAGCUCCUAGCUGAAUUCCCUCUUGACGUUCCUCUCAGAGCCUGUAGCUCUUCUGUAAGGAACAACUCGUUGGAUGCUUCUUCUAUGCUUUUGCCUAAUGGAUCAUACUCCAUCACUGCAAACGAUUGCAUCAGGUGCUCUUGUGAGGCGUCAAACAAUUGGACUCUAAGCUGUGAAGCUGCUCAGCUUAAGCCUACGACCUGGCCAACUUGCCCACCUUCACAAUGUCAAGGAGCAGAGAAUUUGUUUCUAGGUAACACGACUAGUACCUCCUGUGGACCUCGUUCUUGCACCUAUGCUGGUUACUCAAACCAGACAAUCUUCACAACCCUUUCUCCAGAUCCCUGUUCAGGUUCUGGUGGUUCUAGACCAUCUGGUAACUAUGCUUCAACGUUCAGCCCAAGCUUCAGUUUCAUGGUGGUGUUGAUUCAGUGUGCUCUGUUCUUUGUAUGCCUUCUCUAGUUGUGUAAUGGUUUUGUGUGUUCUGAGUGUGAAUUUAAAGUAAAGUUCGUAAUUGAAAUAAGAACAUUGCUCCACUUGAAGCAUGGCUUUUUGUGUUUAUCUAUAUAUUAUAUUCAAAAUAAUUCAAC